UUGAAGGGGAACGUUGCCGUUCAUGCCGUUUUGAUCGUUGUCUUCUAGGUGGAAUGGACUUUAGAACUAUACAAAAAUUUCCGGAUGGAUUUAAUAUAGAGCAAAUGUCUGCAUUAUUAACGGAGAAAAAACGCCAAAUUAAUGAAAAAUCCUCAAUAGUGCAAAAUGGAAUUGUAGUUAAAACAGAACGACCUGAAGUUGAAUUAUUACAAAUCUUGUUCUACUCAGACAAUAAUCUUUUGCACAUUCGUUACUCCGAGACAGACCUUUCUUCAUCAAUUUUUUAUGAUAAAAGUAUAUCUGAUAUUAUAAAUAAUAUUGGUGGAGGAGGUUUAAAUUAUUCUAUCUUGUCAAGAUCUGAUCAAUUUUCGGUAGAAUAAGUUCACUUUAUA
Molecule: messenger RNA, 392 nt
Organism: Meloidogyne enterolobii
Lineage: Eukaryota; Metazoa; Nematoda; Chromadorea; Rhabditida; Meloidogynidae
Source: the annotation of a GenBank genome assembly